This is a messenger RNA of Cryptomeria japonica (Japanese cedar), 1563 nucleotides long. RefSeq names its product RING-H2 finger protein ATL11. The record is from RefSeq and is a predicted model, not a curated record. The coding region runs from base 126 to 1247 and encodes 373 amino acids. Lineage: Eukaryota; Viridiplantae; Streptophyta; Pinopsida; Cupressales; Cupressaceae. The transcript has a single exon.
GAUGUGCGUGGAAGAUAAUAGAAAGCUCAAACUGGAGAGCCAUGGAGUGUAUUGGAACUAUAUGACAUAGAUGUGACCAAGUGCAGUUUUGUAGAAUCAAAUCCGUGUGAAGUGGAAAUUUAGCUAUGACGAGAAGACAAAUGUUUAUGGAGAAGAUGGAGAAUUCUACUGUAAUAUUAUCUGCAGAUGACGGAAGCAAUGUGAAUUCCAUUCUCCCGCUGAAAGUACUGAGUUUUGCAGAUAACACCAGUAGUAGUAACGCGAACGGGAACUUUAACGGCGCCUAUACUAUGCAGUUCCAUCCCACCGUAGGGAUAAUCAUCCUCGUGCUGCUAAGCCUCCUCACUGGUAUGAGUUUUUUCUCCUUCUUCAUACGCCGCCGGCUGAAUAGCCGGGAAAACAGAAGAGGUUUCAGAGUAGCCGGCGUGGGUAAUGGAAACACCGUUGAGGAGGCCCAGGGACUGGAGCGAUCGGUCAUUGAGAGCUUUCCUGUUUUCAACUACAAUCUGGUGAAGGGUCUCAAAGUACAGGCGAAGGGCUCCGAGUGUGCGGUAUGCCUCACCGACUUCGAGGACCACGAGAUGCUGAGGUUGCUUCCCAAAUGUAGGCAUGCUUUUCAUCCAGAGUGCAUCGAUACGUGGCUCUGCACCAACACAACCUGUCCCCUUUGCCGGACGUGCCUUAUGUCCGCUGGUACUGGUGACUCCAACGACAGGAGUACCGACUUCGGUGUUGUUGAACCGCAGCCGUCUUCUGAACAGCUCAGGACCGUUCGGGACAACGGAGGCAGAGUCAGCGGACAUGGAAGCGUGCUGGGAGAUUUAUCAAAAGACGAGGCAAUGAGCGAAGGUGUGGGCUACGAUUCGAUGGGACACUCAUUGAUUAUGGUGCAGACGGAGUUGAAGCAGAGUAGGGAAUGGUAUAUCGUCACGGCGGACGGUCUCACGCCCGGAUUGUACAGUAGCUUUGCGGGCAAGCAUCAGCCAUCCAGAUCUUUUGCCCCGCCCGCGUGCUCUAAGCCUGGCGGUUCUGCGGAGAACAGAUCGAAAUCGGAAAGGUGGGGGAACAUUUCUAUCAACCCAGCCUCGUUUUUGAGGACGUUUUCUAUGCGCGUAACGGCUGGGGAUAGAGAUGAGGCUGGGGCUGAGCAGCAGGAUGAGAGGCCUUAUUUGAAGAGAACGUUGAGUUGGUUGAAGGGAAGAGAUAGAGAGGCAGACGGGACAGAGCGCUCACAGGGCGGAUCGUAAAAGCGCUGAGUGGUUGUGACAAAGCAAAAGGUUUAUUUAUGAACAAGAGGCAAAGGACCGGCAAAAGCUAUGAGGUUACAGUCUGACCACACACACUCUAUCGCUGUAUACGGCGAGGUUUGUUCAUCAUUCUCCACUAGAGUUAACUUGUAGUUAAUUAUUUUCCUGGAGCGUAUGCGGGCCACGGCCCUAUUUUACUUCCAAUCAAAACCUGAAGAUGCAAUAGCUACAGCCUACAGGGACAGUUGUAAUGUAAGAUUUGUAUGUAUAUUAUAUUAUAAUGUUUAAUUAAUUAAUUACACAUAGUCGAACUCCA